Amoebophrya sp. A120 is the source of this 3248-nucleotide messenger RNA. Lineage: Eukaryota; Dinophyceae; Syndiniales; Amoebophryaceae. The record is from the annotation of a GenBank genome assembly.
AGUCGACACUUCGUAGAGGGCAACGUGGCCGCGUUUUGAAUGACCAAGUCCAGAAGUUUUAUUUCGUGUACAACAAAGUUGCUAGGAAUUUGAUACGUAUCUGUUUUUUGUGGCAGUAGGUUAUGCGCUUGUUUCAAGAGCACUAUCACUAUGCUGCUGCGUGAGAACUGAAAUUGGGAGAUUUUUGCUUUGCUGAUUUCCACGGUUACUUCUUGCAAAAGCUAAAAAAUGGCCUUGUUUCGUCCGUCGAAGAUACUGAAAACGGCCCGCCUCGUACCUGUGCACGACCAGAGCCGGCGGCACUUUUUCCUGUCUCUCGUGUGUGGGCUGAGGGCCGCGAGGAGCCAAGACGUUGACGCGGGCACACGGGAGUGGAGAAAAACGGUGGAGGAGUACUAUUCUUCUUCUACUUCGAAAUCUAUUGGCACAAAACAUAGCCGUGUCGUCGGUGGUGUUCGCCCAGGCGACGAGAACGAAGGCAUGCCAGCAUCACAAACACGCCCUUUCGGCGCACUGGAAUCGGAUCGGAGAAAAUCGCGGAGUGAGAGCGCUGGUCGUGGUGCCACCGCUUUUGUGGACCAGGAGAAGCGACUUCUAGAGGAUCAGGCAGCAGAGGAACCACCUGCGCAAGGAAAUGUCCUGGGUCCAAAAGCCACCUCCCUCCUGGAAGAGGCCACGGGACGUCGCAAAGUGGAACGCGAGGAGAGGAUCGGCACAGAAAAGCUAAACUGGGGGCACGGGGGGCACGGUCACGGUCACAGUCACGGCUCCCUGCACGGUCACGCGUACCGACACGGUCACGGCUACCUGGGAAGUAGUACAACUCAAGACGAAGUGAACAAUUUUGACACCGACCACGACCCGGACGAGCCCUGUUGCUUCGUGUAUGACCCCGGUCUGCGGUACAGCAACGUGAACAAGCAGGGAGAGGAGGUCGACGCCUACUACCUGCGCGAGACCGUCCCGAGCCUGGAUGCGGUCGAGAGCACGGGACCGAAGUACCUGGCCCUCCCGAAUUGCGAUGCCUACGGCGAGCGAGACCUCUCGUCGCGCGGCGACCACGACCCGCUAGACGACCUGCUCCCCGACGGCGUCGAGCUGCCGGCCAAGUUCGUCGGGCGCAAGCCCCGGGGGUGCCCCGUUUCGGACAAGGACGCCAUGCAGUGGCUGAUGCACUCGCUGAACGAGCAGGCGUUUGUGUUCGACCGCCUGGAAGUGUGGUCCAAGCACGCGGACCACAUCUUCAUGGCGCUGGAACGGGAAGUGGUCAAUGACAGCGCGGGGGUCUGCUGCUUCGUGUACGUGCACAACCUGCACAUGCUCGCCGGGAGUUCGAGCGACCACGACCCGCGUUCCCCCGCGCUCCACGAGCAAGAGAAGAAAGCCACCUCGGGUUCCGCGUGGCAGAUUCCAUGCAGCGCCGUGGCCGUUUUGGGGGGCCCCGAGUGGACGCCCUUCGGGGGGAUCGGCUACCAGCACCGGUUUGCCGGCGAAGGCCACUGUCCGCAAACCUUCGAGGAGGCCGGGCGAGCGCUGAUCGCGCUGACGGCCCGCGUGCCGGGCGAAUUCGACUUUUUGCGGCACCGAAACUUCCGCGAGUCGUUGGAGGAGAGUGGGCCGCAUUACUACUACAGCAGCAGCACCGAUGAUGAAGAUGUAGAGAUUGAGGAGCAAGAAUUUGAUGCGGCUUCCAAGGACGAGCUGGAUUACGAGGGUGUGGAGGUUGUGCACAACGUCACCCGCGAAACGCAACACUUGCGCACGCCCAAAGGCGACAAAGGGACCAGCAUAUCGCUCCGGAUUGCGACGCGAGAGAAGGUGGCUCCGGAGCUGGCGGUGCGGAAGGAAGCCCGGCUGCGCGUACAGUUGAAGCGCCCCCUGGACUCCCGGAUCUACGGGCACUUGCUAGGCACGACGGGAAACCGAGGUCCGUACGAGAUUUAUUCUUCCGUACGGAACAUCAAAAGCGCGGCGAGCGGAGAAGAUGUUGAUCAUGCCGGUCUAGCGCCGCUGCCGCGUCCCGUGCCGUUGGCGAUUCCCGACCACGACCGCGCGGUGGAGGAGAAUCCCAAUCCCUACAAUGACCGCAUCACUUUACCCAUUAGUCACAUCGAGCGGGAGCAGCAAAGGCUCUGCGAGGUGGUCAAGUACGGCAUCGAGUACGACGACCAGCAUUUCGCGCCUUUUGUGGACGAAGCCGCCGGCUGGCAAUUCGGGAGCUCGUCGGGGUGCGUGGAAGACUGUCGCGCGAAGUGCUUCGAAACCCACGGCUGCACCCACUGGACCUUCAUCGCGUGGGAUUGGACCCCGAAAACAUUUUUCAGCGACUUGAGCACGCCGUUGCAGAACUGCUUCCUGAAGAGGUUCGCACCCGACGAGUUUGGGGAUUGGGGGCAUCUGCGGCACCGGGAAAGCGAAGUCUUUGCGUACGACAGGUUCCGGGACGGGGGCAUCGAGUUGCAGCGCAACUUCGAGUAUCAAAUGUAAAAGUGUCUGGGUCGGGAAACUUGUGAUGCUGGGUGGCGGCUCAUGAUGAGGCUACGAAUACUGGCUCAGCAUGACAAGUUUCUGAGCUCCUAGGUGUUGCCUAUUCUGCAUGACAAACUGCAGCGCUGCAUCACAGAAAAACGGAGCUCUUGGGUAACGUGCAUGACAGAUUCAAGAGCCAUGCCAGACAAGCAUGACAAACAUGAAUUCUUCCAGACCCAGACACUUUUACAGUUGAUAUCGAGACUACUCCCAUAGCUGCCAAGGAGCAGGACCCGCUCCUGGUCGGGGUCGAGGACGAAACGCUGCACGGCAUCUACCUGAACCCCAACCACCGAAGCGCCUCGGGGGUGAGUUGCAAGCCGUACACCUACAACGCGGGGGUGUACAAAAAGAAUGCGCUGAUCGGUAAGCGGCAGCGCCAGCAGCUGAUUCCCCACGGCUUCCCGUUCGACAGUAUACCCUUCCCGGAGAUCGAGCACCGCCUCGACUUGAACUUCGUCCGUUUCAAGUAUUGGCUCAACAACCAAGCGGUGGAGGCCUUGCAGCCCGGGCUGGUCGCGGAUCAUGUGGGAGGAGCAUCAGCGCCAGCGUCUGUUUUGGAAAACGCAAAAAUGUUGCCAUCUUCGGCAUUUCUGGCACGGGAUACCCCAAGCGCAAAAAACAACUACUGGCGGUUCUCCCAUCGCGAAGCGCCCACGCCGGAGCUUCAUGCCAUCAAGCGCCGGCAAAGAUGCAGCUUUUGCAUGACAAAUUCCUAG